GCUUCAGUGUGUGCGUGUGUGUUGCAGCCAAACAGCUCUGGGAUAGCAAAGCAGUUAAAGUGUGUCACGGAAAAAGAAGAUUCACGACUCCGUUUGUCUUUUGUUUUAAUUGAACUCAUGUCUGGUACCGUCGAGUUUGGCAGGUUAGCAGUUGUGUCGCUGAGAAAAGGAGAGUGAAAACUGUCUACCAUGAAAAUGAUCUUCUUACCACUGUAUGAUAGGCCAUGAUAGGCUUGUCAAAUUAUGCAGGGGUUAUGGAAGGUGUAAUGAAUUCUGCUGAAGAGCAGCAAGCCUCAUCUCCCUUGACCAACUCAUGGUCCAACAAACAGGAGUCAAGUGAGAAUCCAAAGUCAAAUGGAGUUGGUGGAUUUGUUUUAGUGCAUGCAGGAGCAGGAUACCAUUCUGAAUCUAAAGCCAAGGAGUACAAGCAUGUUUGCAAAAGAGCAUGCCAGCGAGCUGUGGCUCAGCUCAAAGCUGGGGCACUUGCAGUGGAAGCAGUGGCUGCAGCACUGGUUGAACUUGAGGAUUCUCCGUUUACAAAUGCAGGCAUGGGCUCCAACCUUAAUUUGUCAGGGGAAAUUGAAUGUGAUGCAAGUAUCAUGGAUGGGAAGUCACUGCAUUAUGGAGCUGUAGGUGCUAUUAGUGGUAUUAAAAACCCAGUCUUGGUUGCAAACCGUCUACUAAAUGAAGCACAGAAAGGAAAACUAUCGGCUGGCAGAAUUCCCCCCUGCUUUUUAGUGGGGCGAGGAGCACAUGAUUGGGCUGUCAGUCAUGGAAUACCAUCAUGCCCUUCAGAGAAAAUGGCCACCAAGUUCAGUUUAUCUGCGUACAAGAGGAACAAGAGAAAGAUGGAGCUUGCAGAGACAAUGGAAACAGGACAGACCAAGAAAAGGCGACAAUCAAGUGAAAAUGGAAAUAGUUCUGGGUGUCUCGACACAGUGGGAGCUGUUGUGGUAGACCUGGAAGGAAAUGUAGCUGCAGCGGUGUCCAGUGGAGGCCUGGCCAUGAAACACUCUGGCAGGGUUGGCCAGGCUGCUCAUUAUGGAUGUGGGUGCUGGGCUGAAAAUGCCUGUAAUAUGAACACUUACUCUACAGCAGUGAGUACCUCAGGUUGUGGAGAGCAUCUGAUUCGCACCAUGUUGGCACGGGAAUGCUCUGCUGCCAUGCAGUCUGAAGAUGCCCACCACGCACUGCUGGAGGCUAUGCAAAACAAGUUCAUCAGUUCCCCCUUUCUGGUUAGUGAAGAUCGUGUUUUGGGUGGCGUGAUUGUCUUGCGCUGCUGCCGAUGCAUGGAAACUCAGCCAUCUCAAAAUAUUCAGGGUAUCCUGGUGGAGUUCCUAUGGAGUCACACCACAGAGAGCAUGUGUGUUGGUUACAUGUCUGCCCAAGAUAGCAAAGCAAAGACACACAUAUCCAGACUACCACCGGGGACUGUUCCUGGACAAUCUUUGGCCAUCGAGGGAGGUGUGUGUCGACUGAUGACCGUAGUGGAGUGAUCCAUAUUCGCCCUUCCUUGUAGGCGUCUUCAGCAAUACCGUACACCGACACACAUACACCACCCACCCUCACUAUUUUUUCUUUAUGCCAGAAAUAAUGAGUUUUAGCUGAAAGUUGAAAGAACAAUGCUAGAUUUUUGGUGCCAAUAAAUAUUUUUAGGGAAAGAAAUGAAUCAACAAAUCAGAUGAUAUUCAUAUUCUGUAACGGUCAUGUAGUGAAAAUUAUGCAUUUUGUUCUGUGUUUAAAUAUUUUCUCUUCACCUGCCUAGAGAAUAUAAAUGUUAUUUUCUGUAUAUAAAUAUACCGUAAAGGUGGAUCUUACACGUCUUGCUGCACAGUGAUAAAAAUUUCACUAAGCAUUAUAUUCCGUAAAAAAUAUUUCCAUUCACUCAGAGAACACAUAUGCAGAUAUUUUAAGAUAAUAUCAGCUGAUAAAAAAACAGCAAACAAAUGUAUUGGCUGGGCUUUAGUUUUUACUGGUGUCCUGAAAAGGAGGGAGGGAUGUUAGCUUCUACAUAGUGCACUUACAGGACUUCCCUUUGCCACCAUCUGCCUCUAGGAUGUACUCUAUGCCAACUCACCCCUGUCUCUCCAGUGCCACUGGGAUUAGACUUGAUGCACCCUUUAUUUCAUUUCUUACUUUUUUUCCAACUUAAAUCAAUGGGUUUCCUUUUGUAUAUAAGCUAUGGUUUAGGAAAACAGGGUGGAUGUUGAAUUUAUUUUGUAUUGCUAAACUAAAGAUGUGACUAUUUUCAAACUUUUAAGAGUUUUAACUGCUAGGCCUUAUUUUGUUCUUGAAGUAACUUUUCAUGGAUUAAAUAGAUGUCAGAUUGCACCUUGUGGGAAUGCCUGCUACGCAGAAGUAGUUCUCAUGAAUGAAGCUUUUUAUAGCGAGAGAUUGAGCAGCGACGAUUACAGCCUUUUUAUAUCGUUAACGUGUACAGGCCAGCUUCCAUUUAUUUAUCCUCCAGCGUACUCCAUAAUGUAGCAUAAUAUACAUCAUACCUGUAGUGAAUGAUACAUUUUAUAACCAUCUCAGCCACUGAAUGCUUUGCUUCGAUUUGUGUAAAAUGGGUUAGGAUUGCAUGUACAAUAUACAGCUCCUAUUCUCCAACAGAAGUGAUGACGAAGCAGGAAACUAUUAUACAUAUAUCUAUGUAUAGAUGUGUGUAUUCAGUAUAUACAGCAUGUGUGUGCGUGUGUGAACUCACUCUACUAUAGACAUAUAGAGCUCAGGUAGCAGCAUUUGACCCUACCAACCGCCAGACAUGACUGUUAGCCAUCAGUUUAUUAUAACAAUUUAUAUUUGUAUCCUCACACUGACAGAGACAUGUAUUUUCUUGCCAAUAAAAUGCUAAGAGCUAAUGUAUGCAUCAAGCCCAUAGAAUUUCACUUGAAAUGAGAAAUGGCCUAAGUGGAUAUUUCUGUUUGGAUGAUCAGAUUCUAUGAUUGUGCUUUUUCACUCACUCACUUCUAAAAGAUUCCAGUCCUCAACAAAUAUUCUUUACUUGAAAAUGCAGCCAAUAAAAAAUGGUAUAAGCUAUUGAAGGUGACAUGUGCACAGCUGUGCUCAAGAAGUAAAUAAAAUCUAUGUUGCUACAUUC
Molecule: messenger RNA, 3100 nt
Organism: Solea senegalensis (Senegalese sole)
Lineage: Eukaryota; Metazoa; Chordata; Actinopteri; Pleuronectiformes; Soleidae
Gene: tasp1
Product: taspase, threonine aspartase, 1
Exons: 14
Coding region: 225-1496 (423 amino acids)
Biological process (GO): protein maturation
Molecular function (GO): threonine-type endopeptidase activity
Source: RefSeq, a predicted model, not a curated record